Molecule: messenger RNA, 1293 nt
Organism: Zophobas morio
Lineage: Eukaryota; Metazoa; Arthropoda; Insecta; Coleoptera; Tenebrionidae
Product: RING finger protein unkempt-like
Exons: 10
Coding region: 40-1293 (417 amino acids)
Molecular function (GO): metal ion binding
Source: RefSeq, a predicted model, not a curated record
CACGGUGCCCAAGGCACAACGCCAGCUGCGACUCAGUCCAUGCUACUUCUUACAAAAGUCAAAACUACCUUUCCUUCCAACUUUAAACAAGUAAGCCAAGAAAGCCAUAUUUUGGAGUUCAAGGUUGUUCAUUGCAAUAAGGCGAGUUGCCACGACUAUGUGACCUGCUAUAUGCAUCACGACUUUUUAGAUCGGCGUCGACCUCUGUUUUUAACUGAAUAUGGAAAGCUAAACUAUGACAACAAACUUUGCUCUUACGCGGAAGAAGCAAUCUUAGCCGAAAGAGUAAACGAGGCAGGAAGUACUCCUUUGGGGCGGGCUAGCAAAAAUGCAGAAGAUGCGCUGUGCAAAUAUUAUAGCUGCGGUUAUUCCGGUGGCUGUCCCGAAGGCGACUCUUGCACUUUGGCGCAUAACAACUAUGAGGCUUUACACCAUCCUUUUACCUAUAAACUCAAGGCUUGUUCUCACCGUUAUAUUAACAAUGUAUGCGCCGCUUUAGGCUCCUUUUGUUACAAAUAUCACUCCUCUGAAAGGCCACGUUAUAAGGCUUUUCCAGAGGAGUUAAUAGAGAAAAGUGCAGAAACGUGGGAUUUAUUUGUGGCUCGGAACGAAUCUCUUUACGACGGCAAAAAUGAAGAUACUUUUUCCGCGGAUACUUUUAAAGUGAGGAGAUGUCACAAAAAAGGUCCCCACACCACUUCGCUCUGUCCGUACUUUCACGACUUUCACGACAGAAGAAGAGAGACCGCUCUUUAUCUUUCUUCGUGGUGUCCCUCCGUCUUGAGUUCUAGCGAUCCCUUACAAUGCCCUGAAGGAGAUGAAUGUAUGUACGCCCACACUAGAUACGAGCUGAUGUUUCAUCAAAAUAACUAUAAAACGGAGCAGUGCAAAAAUUAUAUGGAGAGGGGUUUCUGUCCCCGAGGUGUGUACUGCGCUUUUAAGCAUGCAUCGUACCUGAACGGCAAUAAGGAGAAAGUAGGGGAGCAUACGGGAGAUUUAAAAGCCGAAGCCAGUGAACUCGAGUCGCAACUUAAAAUAUUGAAAGCUGAAAACGCAAUCUUGGAAAGCAAUAUCAUAAAGCUCUCGCACCAACUGGCCAUCUGCGAGGAAGUUUCCGAGUGUCCGGUUUGUCUAAGUGUGAAGGUGGGUAGCAUCUGCCGUGUUCUGCCGUGUGGUCAUACAUUAUGCGACUCCUGCUUUAACAAAAUUUUUAAAAUACAGUGGCAAUUCAGCUUGUGCCCCGUUUGUAAAAUUUCGUUUUCUCUAAGCGCUGCAAGAAAAAUUUACCUUUAA